Stegastes partitus (bicolor damselfish) is the source of this 3473-nucleotide messenger RNA. It is a transcript of the gene heatr1, whose product is annotated as HEAT repeat containing 1. The coding region runs from base 156 to 3473 and encodes 1105 amino acids. Gene Ontology annotation, molecular function: snoRNA binding. Gene Ontology annotation, biological process: positive regulation of transcription by RNA polymerase I; maturation of SSU-rRNA from tricistronic rRNA transcript (SSU-rRNA, 5.8S rRNA, LSU-rRNA). The transcript has 20 exons. The record is from RefSeq and is a predicted model, not a curated record. Gene Ontology annotation, cellular component: t-UTP complex; 90S preribosome; small-subunit processome. Lineage: Eukaryota; Metazoa; Chordata; Actinopteri; Pomacentridae.
AAAGCCGACCACGUCAGGAGUUCUGGAGAAUCAGUUACAACCCAACAGAACCCAGGAUUCUCUGCCUGGUGGUGGUUUCUAUUUGCAGCGUUCAGUGUGUUGUCAUUAUUGUUGUCUGACCGUGUCGUCGUUUCCUCUCAGAGCUGGACGAAGCCAUGAAGAGAAGUUCUGACCCGGACUUUGUGGGUUUGAUAAACGAACGUCUGGUCUCCACGUUGACCAAGAACCUGGCCAGCAUGGAGCACUUCUCCAGACGGGACGCACUGGAGAAGCUGGCUCUGCUGGUGGAGCAGCGGCCGGGUUCUGGCCUCAGACAGGAGACGUCCUUCCUGGUUCUGACCCGGACGCUGCUGCUGGGUCUGGGCGAGCUGAGCGAGACGCAGCACCUGCUGACGGCUCAGAGGGUCUACCUGCUGCUGGAGCGCCGCCUGCUGGAGCUCCGCGGCGCCGAGCAGGUGAGUCGGUUAAUCCAGUUCAUCGUAAUGUUGCAGUCGAGCACUUUAAAAGAACACAUUUAUAAACAGAGUUUGGACUUUAGUUACAGUUUUGCCUCCUCUGUGUCUGCGCUGAGUGAUUUCUUCCUCGUGUGUUUCCAGGAGUGUCAGCAUUCCGUCUCUGAUCCGUCGUCCUUCUCCGAGGCGCUCACUCGUUACCUGAGCAGGUGCGAGCAGCAGCCAGGUGUCACGACGCCUCCUUCAAAGGUAAGCGAGCGUCCGAUUGGUCGUCCUGGCCGUGUGGCUGGCUGCUCACCUGCCGGGUCAUGUGACCGUACAGGUGAGGUGUGGUGGAACCCGGAGAGGCUGGACACCAACACCUGCUGCUACCUGGGCCUGGUCUGCCGGCUGUUCGGCGUGUUGAUGGGCGGCGCCGCCGACGGACCGACGGCGGGGAGCUUCAGACGGCUGAUGAAGCUGCUGGUCCAGGUGCACCUCGGGGAGCCGGCGGCGCUCUUCAGGUUCCUGAGCGUCCUGUGGGGAUACGGCAGUAACCACGGCGACCAGCUGGACGUGAAGGUGGGCGUGGUCCUGCAGACUCAAGCUCUUUACGUGGGCGGAGCUCUGCUGGGCAACCAGCCGGACGCCACGCUGGAGCAGCUGGCCGCCGCCGACUCACCGGUGGUUCCGUCUCUGUUGUGUUGCCUCUUGUCUCCGGUCCGUGAGGUCCGCAGAGCCGCCCUCAGCGCCCUGACCGCCCUGUCGGGAGCCUCCUCCCCCUUCCAGCCAAUCACAGAGAGGCUCCUGAAGACGUCAGAGGAGAUCAUCGCCGACCCGGCGUACCUGAUCCAGCUCCUCGGUGUUCUUCACGCCGAAAGUUCUUCCAGGAAAUCGAAGAAGCUUCAGGCGUCGAUGCAUCAGCUGCUGACCAGCGUCCAGGCGACGAGCUGCCCGUCGUACAGCAGCGCCGCCCUGCUGGCAGCGCUGGGCAACGUCAGCGGACAGUCCGUCCUCUCAGCUCUGCUGCCCAUCCUGGACCGGCUCCUGGAGACCGGACCCGACACCCCCACCCUGCUGCGGGACGAAGCCCGGCUGAUGCAGCUCGUUCUGGGGAAGUUCGACGAGGCGUCGGCGCCCCUGCUGGCCCAGGACCAGAACUGUCUGGACCUGUUCAUCCGAGCUCUAAGGACGCCAAACCAGCAGCACCCCGACGUACCGAGCUGCCAGAUCAUCGCUCUGGAGCAGAUCACCAAGUCGUUCUUCUCGGCUCUCGGAGACGAGAAGGUUCAGCAGAAGCUUCUGUCGCAGAUGUUCGACCUGCUGGUGGAGAGUCGGAGUCCGGCGGUGGCCAACGCCGUCAGCAGCAGCUUCAAAGGGAUCGCCGUCGACGGUCAGCUGGUGGCCAACGAGCUGGCUCCUCCUCAGAAACCCACCGUGAGCGUGACGGUGCAGCAGACCCGGCGGAGCAGAAUGGCCCAGAGGAAGCCUGCGGAGAGCGUCGGUCCAGAGGGGGGCGCUGUGUCCUGGCAGAGAGUCACUCUGAUCCUGGAGCUGCUGCAGCACAAGAAGAAGCUGAAAAGGGCCCAAACGCUGGUGCCGGUUCUGUUCUCGCUGCUCGCCAGGAGCCUGGAGCCGGGCUCAGCGGAUCACACCAACAUGGAGUACACCAAGCAGCUGCUGCUCAGCUGUCUGCUCAACAUCUGCCACCGACUCUCACCUGACGGAGGCCCCGUGGCUGCAGACGUCCUGGAUGAGGAGAAGUUCAGCGUGGAGCUCGUGGUCCAGGUCAUCAGAGCGUCCGACGUGCCGCAGACGCACCAUCACGCUCUGCUGCUGCUGGGAACCGCCGCCGCCAUCUUCCCCGAGAAAGUUCUGCACAACAUCAUGCCCAUCUUCACCUUCAUGGGCGCCAGCCUGCUGCGGCUGGACGACGCCUACAGCUUCCGAGUCAUCGACAAGACGGUGCAGAUGGUCAUACCUGCCCUGAUCAAGGCCCACCAGCAGUCCGACGGCAGCUCCUCCUCCCACAUGGUCGCCGUGGUGACCAGGAUCGUGCACGUGUUUGUCGACGCGCUGCCUCACGUGCCCGAGCACCGGCGGCAGCCAAUCCUGAGCCAGCUGGUGACCACGCUGGGCCCCGCCCACUUCCUCUGGGUCCUGAUGCUCCUCCUGUUCAAGCAGCACGCCACGCAGACGGAAGGGUCGGCCAGCGAGAAGGACGAGGCUCUGGACAGAGACGUGGAUUUCUGGAUUUCUCUGUGUUGUCACUUUGGUGUCAGCGAUCAGCUGACUUCUCUCAUCAGCAUCCUGAACUUCCUGCUGCAGCUUCCAGACGACAAAGACGACGGUGAGACGACAGUGUUGGUGCUGCUGCAGCUGACCGGCGACCUGCUGAGCAUCGUGGCCAGAAGUCAUGUGACCCAGGAGGCGGAGCAAGCCAUCAACCGGCAGACGGCGCUCUACAGCCUCAAGCUGCUGUGCCGCUGCUUUGGCUCCGCCCACCAGGAAGUGUUUGUCCCCGUGCUGCAGCAGACGGUGCAGGUCGUCACGGCGACGCAGGAGGACAAGAACGUGACGGGCAGCGCUCUGCUCUGCAUCGCCGAGGUGGUCGGCGCGCUGAAGACGCUCGCCAUCCCGCAGCUGCCCAGGUUGAUGCCGGCGGUUCUGCACGCGCUCACAGACAGGAAGGAGCUUCUGAGCAGCGAGAUUUACCUGCUGAGCGCCGUGACGGCGCUGCAGAGAGUCACGGAGACGCUGCCGCACUUCAUCAGCCCCUACCUGCACGACACCCUGCUGGACUGGAGUAAAUCGGACGUUCAGGAGCGUCUGCUGACGUUCUACCGACUCUGCGACCGCAUCGCCGAGCGUCUCAAAGGACUCUUCGUUCUGUUCGCAGGAAACCUGGUGAAGCCGCUGUCGGAGCUGCUGAGAAGAACCAACAGCUGCUGCUCAGCUUCACAGUUCAGCGUAUUCAGUGGUUCAUGUGGCGGCGCUCCGUCGGCGCUCGUUGUUCUUCUGACCGACGUCCUGAAGCUGUGA